Messenger RNA from Lynx canadensis (Canada lynx), 399 nucleotides. RefSeq names its product putative protein ZNF720. The transcript has 4 exons. Bases 1 to 333 code for a protein of 110 amino acids. The record is from RefSeq and is a predicted model, not a curated record. NCBI's taxonomy places the organism in Eukaryota, Metazoa, Chordata, Mammalia, Carnivora, Felidae. Gene Ontology annotation, biological process: regulation of DNA-templated transcription.
AUGCACUGUGGAGUGUGCCAGUAUCAGCUGAACAUUUUCCUCACAAGAAGAAAUCUAGAGGACAAGGGGAAAGAAGAAGAAGUGGCCAGCUCUCAGGGACUCCUGACCUUCAGGGAUGUGGCCAUAGAAUUAUCUCAGGAGGAAUGGGGAUGCUUGAACCACAGUCAGCGGGAGCUGUACAGGGGUGUGAUGUUAGAGACCUAUGGACACCUCCUCUUCUUGGGUCUCAUUGUGUCAAAACCAGACCUGGCCAUCGUUUUGGAGCAAGAGGAGGAGCUGUGGGGUGUGAAGAGAAAGGAGACAGUAGCCUCACACUCAGGUAGGUGGGAGUGAAGCACAUGACACAGGUGAGGUCCCAAUGUGAAGGAGGAAGAUAGAUCUUACAGUGUUGUUCAGGUA